GAUCGGCCAUCUUGAAUUAACUGUCAUUUGUGUUUGUGGUGUUUAGUGUUACCUAGAUAUCGAAUUUUGCGAUUUAUUGAAUAAAAGACGUUAAAAUAACAUCAUAAUAAUUUUAUAGUGGAAUUAUUUGCCUCAAUUUCAUAAAAUAAACCAAAAAUUGGUCACAAAUCUAAUCCUUCGUAGUGUUCAUUGUGAUCAAUAUUUCCAAUAAAUAAAUCAUAACAUUGUGUGGAUAAUUCAAUUAACUAAUGGAAUAAAUUAGGUUAGUGUGAGAGCAACAAUGGCGGAACUCCAGGACUCUCUCCCCCCAGGUUGGGAGAGCAGAACCGACUUUAUAUCCGGAAAAACGUAUUACAUAAAUCACAAUACGAAAACUACAACAUGGGAUGAUCCAAGGACUCGUCAAAAACACACCACCCCCAAACAUGUUGAGUACAUCCCUCUCCAGCAUGGAUCACCAGAUCUGAGAAGGAAUUAUGUUUACCCCAGUCAAAUUUCCCCUAUACCGGCUUUUCAGAUCUCUUCAACACAAAACCCCAAGUGUAAUCCGUUGCAGGAGCUUCGUGGGGGCUCCCGUCUGAGCCCGUUGACCGUCCGCGGGGCCAAAGUCCAAGACAGCUCCCUAACCAUCCACUCAGAGACCGACGAUGCUGUCUCAAAAAUCAGCGCCAUGUUCCCCACCGUCUCCGAGACCCACAUUCGUCUCCUGAUGAAGAAGUAUCACAAUCGGGAAGCUCUUGUGAUAAGUGCGUUACAGGUGGAAAAAAAUCCAAUCACAACACCGGGACCUUUUGCAACGCCCCCGCCACAGCGAAACAUCCACCAUCCCGGUGUACAUGCAUUACAAAUGACGCCCCCCCUUGGGCUGCGCACCAGCUCCAGGGGCGGCAGUCCGGUCUUGAGGCCUGGAUCGGGGGGCAACUCUCCGCGCGUCGGAGAUGCCUUCAAGGGGUCGCCGAGGCCGCAUUCUUCGCCCAAAUUAAAACUAAGGUACAUGAAAUCGAUUUUUCCCCAAGCUGACGAAACGGUUAUUUUGGACAUACUGUAUAAUAAUGAAAGUAAUAUACAGAAAGCGUCUGAAAUUUUGUCUGAAAUGGGCUUCAAUCGAAAAGAUACUGUAAAAGCAGCUCAACUAAAAAUGGAAACAAGAAUUGAAGAAAAACGAAUUGAAGAAGUGAAGAGAAAUGAACCGCCACCGCCUCCACCUAAGAUUAAGACAAAGGAAGAAAAAGCAGCAUUAAAAGAAGAAAUGAAAAAGAAAUAUGCUGAGGUACCUGAACAUUUGAUUAAAAUAGCAUUAGAGAGUGUUGAUUUUAAUGAGAGUAGAGCCAAUCAAAUUCUUGAGAUUAUUAUACAGGAAGACACCGAUAAGAAGGCAGCGGAAAGUGUGGCAAUUGGCAACGAAAUUCAGGAGGAAAUUGUGAAAAAAUCUGAACUCAAAGUAACAGAAAUGCCAACUUCACAAAGUCGCCAAUCAAUCAAGUCGCUACUGAAAGCCGAUAAAGUAGAAAAGGAUAAAACCACAUAUUCCAGACUUGUUGAAAAUAUGUCACCAGAGCGUCGUUCCCCGAAUAUCAUGAGCACAAAAGGGCCUAAUGUGGAUUUAAUAAAGGGACCAAACAGUAAAAUCCUUUUGGAGGACUACGUCAAUUGGCAAGGGCCUAAUUCCAACAUCCGUAAAGGUCCCCAAGGGCUGAGUAAGGGGGCUAACCGAUCCUUGCUUUCGCAGAGAACCUACCAAGCCUGUGGUUCAAACCCAGAGUUGCGCAAAGGCCCCAAACAGGGCUUAGCCAAAGGCAGUAUCUUCUCCCAGUUGAAAAAUGUGGCUGUUGGGGGAGAGUCUCGGGGGAAGUAGCAGUUCAUGUGUACUAUUAUUUAAAGCAUCGAAUUUUGCAAUUUCACAAACUAUUGAUUUUUGUUAUCCAAAAAUGCAAUCCUAUUAUUUAAGAAGGCUGUGGCUUGGAACUUAUGCCGCCCAAUUGGAAAUUCCUGUGCCCCCACAUAUCCGAUUAUAUCACAAGUCCCCCAAACUAUUUUCCGUGCUAUUUUAAAUGAUAAAUGUACCCUAAAUAUUUUUGUACUGUGAACAUACUUGUAGCUAGACAAUGUCAAAUGCUUUUAAAUUGUUCUGUGUUUUAGUGAUCUCGAAAUAAAAAACUUUCGUGUUGUU
Messenger RNA from Tribolium madens (black flour beetle), 2170 nucleotides. RefSeq lists its product as uncharacterized. Gene Ontology annotation, cellular component: cytoplasm. Gene Ontology annotation, molecular function: ubiquitin binding; kinase binding; molecular adaptor activity. NCBI's taxonomy places the organism in Eukaryota, Metazoa, Arthropoda, Insecta, Coleoptera, Tenebrionidae. The coding region runs from base 281 to 1855 and encodes 524 amino acids. Gene Ontology annotation, biological process: negative regulation of organ growth; regulation of DNA-templated transcription; regulation of hippo signaling. The transcript is spliced from 10 exons. The record is from RefSeq and is a predicted model, not a curated record.